AUGGUUAAGAAAUUCAUUUGGCAGCACAUCAUCUGUCGAUUUGACAUUCCACGUCGACUCAUCUCGGACAAUGGGAGGCAGUUCACAGGUCAGCAGCUCAAGGAAUGGUGUGAGGGGUACGACAUUCAGCAGACCUUCACUUCCAUAGCAUACUCUCAUAGCAACGGGCAAGCCGAAGUUGCCAACCGCAAGAUCCUUCGUGUUUUGCGGGCUCGGCUCGACCACGUCGGAGGGAGCUGGGUUGAUGAAUUCCCCAGCGUACUAUGGGCGAUUCAUAUGACUCAUGAGGGGAAGGGAGUAACCCCAUUCCACUUGGUGUACGAGGGAGAGGCAGUCGCCCCUGUCGAAGUCGGGGUUGAGUUCGACCGGAUACAACAUUACAGCGAGGACAACGCCAAGCAGAGACUUCUGGAGCUGGAUUUAGUGGAUGAGGCACGAGCUAAAGUCGCCGUCCGGCUGAUGGCAUAUUGA
Zingiber officinale is the source of this 471-nucleotide messenger RNA. RefSeq lists its product as uncharacterized. Gene Ontology annotation, molecular function: nucleic acid binding. NCBI's taxonomy places the organism in Eukaryota, Viridiplantae, Streptophyta, Magnoliopsida, Zingiberales, Zingiberaceae. The record is from RefSeq and is a predicted model, not a curated record. The transcript has a single exon. Gene Ontology annotation, biological process: DNA integration. Bases 1 to 471 code for a protein of 156 amino acids.